Molecule: messenger RNA, 1685 nt
Organism: Acanthocheilonema viteae
Lineage: Eukaryota; Metazoa; Nematoda; Chromadorea; Rhabditida; Onchocercidae
Source: the annotation of a GenBank genome assembly
AUGUGCAAUCAACGUUUGUCGAGUUCUGCACCUAAAAUUGCUUUACUGGGUGCUGCUGGUGGCAUCGGGCAACCACUUGGACUACUGCUAAAGAUGAAUAAGCAUGUAGCAAAAUUAGCAUUAUAUGAUAUCAAAGACACGCCAGGUGUAGUCGCUGAUCUGUCACAUAUUGAUACUAGAGCUCAGGUUACGGGACACACUGGUCCAAAUGAAUUGGAUGAGGCUUUGCAGGGUACGGAUAUUGUGGUGAUACCCGCUGGUCUACCACGGAAACCAGGCAUGACUCGUGAUGACUUAUUCAAUACCAACGCUAGUAUUGUACGAGAUUUAAGUGAAGCAGCUGCAAAAAAUUGUCCAAAAGCUUUUGUUGCAAUCAUCACAAAUCCUGUUAACUCAACAGUUCCAAUUGCUUGCGAAAUUUUCAAAAAACAUGGCGUCUUUGACCCGCGACGUAUAUUUGGUGUCACAACACUCGAUGUUGUACGCUCAGCAGCAUUUGUCGCAGGAGCCAAAAACCUAGAUGUUAAUCAAACAAACAUACCCGUAAUUGGUGGUCAUUCCGGGAUUACUAUUAUUCCGCUGCUUUCUCAAGUGAAACCAUCUUGUAAGUUUUCGGAUGAUGAAGUGAAGAAAUUGACGGAACGGAUCCAGAAUGCUGGAACGGAAGUUGUGCAAGCAAAAGCUGGAGCUGGUUCGGCUACACUUUCAAUGGCUAUGGCAGCUUCAAAAUUUGUGGAAAGUUUACUAAAAGGUCUCAAUGGUGAAAAAUCCGUUCAGUGUGCAUAUGUAGCUUCGGAUGCAUGCAAGGGCGUAGACUACUUUGCAACACCAUUGGAAUUUGGUAAAAACGGAGUUGAGAAGAUUCUUGGAAUGGGCGACCUUAAUGCAUACGAACAGAGCCUUGUCGACGCUGCCAUUCCCGAACUGCAGAAAAAUAUUUCCAAGGGUUUAAAAUUUCGUAUAGUUUUUCCUCGUAUUCGACGAUCGUUCGGUAUUUCAAACGAUGAUAAUGGUGGUUCGCAAGAUGAAAAAAGCCUACAAAAUGAAGCAUCCCUCAAAAUUGUACCUGAAAUUAGGAAAGAAUCAAGAAGUACAACUUCCAAAGCGAAUUUGAAACCAGAAAACAUGCGAAAAAAAUUAUUGGAGCUUGCGCGAAAAAAGGAGCAGAAAAAACCGAAACCAAAUGAAGUGGCUACGAAUGAAAUUUUGACCGCUGUUGAUUCCGUAGUUAAGGAACUUCAUUACAGUGGUAUCUCUGAUGAAAGAAAAACGAGAAAUGAACUGAUUGGAAAAUUGAUGGAAUAUGAAAAAGAGAAAUUUGAAUCGGCAACUAGUGCGCAAUACAGUGAAUUAUUAUCGGAUAGAGUUUUUACCGCUUUUUUAGGAAGUCUCAAGGAUGAAACAACUAAGCCUAUGCCAAAGGCCGUGGAAAAGCGGCGAAUGCGCCAAGGAUUAUUAUUACUGAAGCGUGAAAUAUUUUAUCAAGCUCUUCAGUCGGGUCACAAGGCGGAGGAUGCUCGUAGAAUUGCGGAACAUGCGGUGAAAAUAGCUGAGGAGAGAGCAAUUGAAAAACAUGAAAUUUUAAAGCAAAAUUAUACAGAAGAACAAAAAAAGAAUAUGUUGAAAGAAAUUGAACGGACUGAAAAAGAGAGUACUUUUUACAAUGUCGCACUACAAAUAGCAAG